AUGAAUUCAAUAUCUAGUCAAGGGGACAACAAUUCCGUUUCAGUUAUAGAUGUAGCCGAAUAUUUAAUGGGAAUGUCUAGAGAGAUGGCUUCAGAAGUAAAACAUGAAAUUCGUGAAAUGGUGAAUCAAGUAGAUGAAAUGAUUUCACCAGAAUUCAAUGGGGUCUGUUCCCGAAAAAGCUCUCCACCUAAGCCUGGAAGACAGAGGAUUGGUUCGGCAGCGGAGUUAGGACUAGACCUUAAAACGUCUACACAGUACUUGAAGAAAUGUCCUACUAGCCCUAUUUUACCGACCCAUUUGGAUGACGAAGAUCGAUUUCUAAAGCGUUCUCCAAGUGCCACUUCACCAAAAUCAGCCCAUGGCACACCUUCGCAUGAGAGUUCUGGCCCUAAUAGUAUAUCAUUCAACUCCAGUGAAACUUCUACACCAGAUACUAUAAUUCAAGUAGUCACAAAUCAGAACUCACCAGUACUUCCUAAAUCAUUGAGUUCAAAUAAAUUGUCUGAUGAUGAAGUAAGCUGCAACGAUGCAGCAUGCAAACAGUGUUGUAUAAAGAAGAGCUGGUGUCAAAAUCCGUCCGUCAGUUCACAAGACAGUGGUAUCAACAUGACAUUCAUGGAAACAGAAUCAUUUUUAGAAUUUGUUACACGGCUAACUUCCUCAGAUCCAUCGGGCAAGUCAAGAAAAGCUCUGGGUCGGUACCGCGUGUGCCAGAAGCAUGAGAAGAGCGAAGUACCGGACAUAAUCGAAGGAGUGCCCGUGUGUUCGGGUGACCACGUUCGCCAGAUCAAGAGCUACGAUACCAGUGAUCCAAGCAGAGUUAUUUUCAGAAUGCCUGAAGACGGAGACAGACAAAAUAUGGGAACGACAACGGUGGUGGACUCAAAGCGGUGCAGUCGUUCGUCCAAUGCCUCUUCCAGCUCUUCGGACCGAAGUUCCAGGUCCAGUGGCUAUGGAACUGAUCAGCCAUCUACGCUAGAUGAGCGGUUUUAUGAUCAAAGUGAAUCAGAAUGUCGAUCUUUCAAGACUCAAUGGGAGGAAGAAAGAGAAGAGCCAGAGGACAGUUCUGCGUGUAGUGAUAACUCUCUGACUGACUUCACUUUAGACGAUGAUGGGAACUGGCAAUGCCCGCCUAGAGCUGUCUGGAAGCCCACCGUUGAGGCCAUUCAAGAGUUCAACAUGAUCCGCCAAGGAGACAAGGUGCUUGUGUGUCUGUCGGGAGGGAGCAGUUCCAUAGCUCUGCUGCACACCAUGCAUCAGUAUCAAUUCUACGCAAGAUCCAAGGGAAUUCACUUCAGUAUCGGUGCUCUAUUUGUACACGAGAAGGUGUCACAAGUGGACCCUCUGCACCUGAUGGCGUACUGCAGAACUCUAGGUGUUAAAUUCAUUUACGAGGAUAAAGUAGAAGAUGAUGACUCUGAAGGCUCACCGCGCUCGCAGUGGGAGCCGAGUCGCUGGGCGCGGCGCGGCACGCGGGCGCGGGCGCUGCGCGCGGCGCUGGCGCACGGCUACGGCGUGGCGGCGCUCGCGCAGGCGCUCGACCGCGCCGCCUGCACCUUCUUCGCCUCCGUCUUGCACAAGGGGGGCCUGGCCACGCUCCGAGCGCACUAUCGGUUGAGGGAGCCCGACAUCCGCGUAAUAAGGCCGUUGAUCUACGUCCGCAAGCGAGCCCUGGAGGCGUUCGUAUGCGCGCGGGGACUUCCCGACUUCCGCCCACGGGACGUCCCUGCAAGUCCCGUGCAUAGUGAUAAUAGUGAUGACCACAGCAAAGCAUUAAUGCACCUAGAUCGGUCAGUUUCUGAACCAAUCGGGUCAUCAGACAAGGAACUAGGAGUCAUGGCCCAGCGUUCCAUCGACGAACCUCUUGAGGAACCCCUGGCGGGUUCCCUUCCAGACACCUGGGAGAGCGUAAAGGAUCUGCUGGCGUGUCAGGAGAGACUGCAUCCGUAUCUUUUUACUAGUUUGAAGAGCGCUUUACGGCCCCUGAUCAAUGGCAGUUACAGAACCAUCGACAAAGACCAAAAAGAGAGACACAGAAAGAAAUCUGUAAUUCAAAUGCGCAACGGCGAACCUGUGUACGAGUCUGAUGAUGACAGCGAAGAAGAGUUACUGCCUUAG
Molecule: messenger RNA, 2118 nt
Organism: Arctia plantaginis
Lineage: Eukaryota; Metazoa; Arthropoda; Insecta; Lepidoptera; Erebidae
Source: the annotation of a GenBank genome assembly